This is a messenger RNA of Andrographis paniculata, 1395 nucleotides long. RefSeq names its product rac-like GTP-binding protein 5. Gene Ontology annotation, cellular component: cytoskeleton; cell projection; plasma membrane. Gene Ontology annotation, biological process: regulation of cell shape; establishment or maintenance of cell polarity; actin filament organization. The transcript is spliced from 8 exons. The coding region runs from base 389 to 985 and encodes 198 amino acids. Gene Ontology annotation, molecular function: GTPase activity; GTP binding; protein kinase binding. NCBI's taxonomy places the organism in Eukaryota, Viridiplantae, Streptophyta, Magnoliopsida, Lamiales, Acanthaceae. The record is from RefSeq and is a predicted model, not a curated record.
UAAUAAAGUAAUUUACUGAAAUUGAGGAAAAAAGGAAAAUUGGACAGUUAAUCGUGAUUGGUCGUGUCAUGUGGCGCCACUCGAGUCCUGGCUGUCUGCUCCUUGCGCUAUUUCAGAUUCAGAAAUUUUUGUGACUUGCCGACUGACUCACUCACUGCAUCCACAAGACCCCAACUUUCUGCCUCCAUCCUUCUUCUGCUACUCGGUAUGAUGAGCUCUCGCGCGCUUUAAUCUGGUGGGAUUCGUCGAAUCAUGAGGGUGCCUGUUUGAUUAGUUGAGCGAGCAUUUGAUCUGGUUAGCAACCAAGGCCGCGGAAGGGUGAGGAAUUUGGAGCGAGUUGGGUUGGGGAUUACUAGCCGCCGUCUAGGGAGGAAUCGCCGGCCACCGGAUGAGCGCCUCGAGAUUUAUAAAGUGCGUCACCGUCGGGGACGGAGCUGUGGGGAAAACUUGCCUGCUCAUUUCGUACACCAGCAAUACUUUCCCUACUGAUUAUGUCCCAACUGUGUUCGAUAAUUUCAGUGCAAAUGUUGUAGUGGAUGGAAGUACUGUUAAUCUAGGAUUAUGGGAUACUGCAGGUCAGGAGGAUUACAAUCGAUUGAGACCAUUAAGCUACCGUGGAGCUGAUGUUUUUAUACUUGCAUUCUCUCUUAUAAGCAAGGCCAGUUAUGAGAACAUAUCUAAGAAGUGGAUCCCUGAAUUGAGGCAUUAUGCUCCUGGAGUUCCAAUAAUUCUUGUGGGAACAAAACUUGAUCUCCGUGAGGACAAGCAGUUCUUUAUAGAUCACCCAGGAGCUGUUCCGAUCUCAACUGCACAGGGAGAGGACUUGAGGAAAUCGAUCGGAGCAACAGCUUAUAUAGAAUGCAGUGCUAAGACACAACAGAAUGUGAAAGCUGUGUUCGAUGCCGCAAUCAAGGUAGUCCUGCAGCCACCAAAGCAAAAGAAGAAGAAGAAGAGAAAGGGUCAAAAGUCGUGCAGUAUCCUGUGAACUGGGAAAGAAGGAAGGACUUGUGCUGAAGAUCUCACUGUCACUUUCCCCUGAAGAAUGCAAUAUCACCCCCCAGCCCAGGAGUUGUGUUCUCCUCUGACCACCCCUACCCCUACCCCCACCCCCACCCCCACCCCACACCAGCUAGCUACUUAGUUUGUUGGUUACUCUGCAAUUGUCGUGAUCUAUCUAGUGUUGAUAAUAUCAAAAUUUCAUCCAUUUAGGGCUGGAUUGAAGAAGAAAAAAAAGAGCUUGUGUUUGUCUUGUCUUGUCUAAUACUACAUAUGCAUCUCCAGAAUCUGGAUUUUUAUGAAGGGCUUUAGAUGUGUUGGGGGUAAAAACAGAUGCAGAGUUUCGAGUAUUAUUUACUUGUUAUUACAACCAAGUGAAAUGAAUUGACACUUGCUCCA